Messenger RNA from Lactuca sativa (garden lettuce), 5692 nucleotides. Its product is annotated as TMV resistance protein N. Gene Ontology annotation, molecular function: ADP binding. Gene Ontology annotation, biological process: signal transduction; defense response. The record is from RefSeq and is a predicted model, not a curated record. Lineage: Eukaryota; Viridiplantae; Streptophyta; Magnoliopsida; Asterales; Asteraceae.
AGGAGUCGUGUUGUGCCGCAGUGCCAUUACUUUUUUUUUUUUUUUUUGUGUGUUUUUGACUUGCUGCGUUUUGCCUCUUCAUUGGAAAAAAAAAACCCUUCAAUGGCGUCCUUCAAGUCGUCUCCAUAUUCAUCAUAUUCCCUAUCAAAUUCAAGAUCGGCAUACGACGUGUUCCUAAGUUUUCGAGGCGAAGACACUCGCAACAAUUUCGUCGAUCAUCUUUAUACGGCCCUAGUUCAAAGAGGAAUACAUGUGUUCAAAGACGAGAAGGCGCUCCAUAAAGGCAAAUCGAUCUCCAGGGAGCUGCUGAAAGCCAUUGAAGAAUCGAGGUAUGCAGUUGUUGUUUUCUCUAAAAGUUAUGCCGACUCCUCAUGGUGUUUGGAUGAGCUUGUCAAAAUCAUGGAAUGCCAAGAUCAGAUGGGACAGAUGGUGUUGCCGGUGUUCUACCACGUCGAUCCAUCCCAUGUGCGUAGACAGAAAAGAGACUUUGAUACCGCCUUUCAGCAACACGAGGAAAAUUUUAGGGAGGAGAUGGAUAAAGUGCACAAGUGGAGGAAAGCUUUAGCUGCAGCUGCCAAUUUAUCUGGCUGGCAUGUUUCUGAAACAGGCAAUGGGGGUGAAUCUGUCAUUAUCAUCAAGAUUGUGGAAGAAAUCUUAGAUGGUAUACAACCACCCAUUAUGGAGAAAAAUCUAAUUGGUAUUGAGUCUCGUAUAGACGAAUUAUAUUCAAUAUUGGGUAUGGAACAGACAGAAGAGGUGCGCAUGGUAGGGCUAUUGGGAAUGGGAGGAAUUGGUAAGACAACUAUUGCCAAAGCUUUAUUCCGAAGAAUUGCUCAUAAGUUUGAGGGGAGUAGCUUUAUUGAAGAUGUUAGAGAAAAUGGUUCUAGUAAAAAUGAUAUAUGUGGCUUACAAGAAAAUAUUCUAAGAGAUAUUCUAGCGUCACGUCGUGAGUUUUUUAUUAUAGGUCCUGAGCAAGGAGCCAACAUGAUACAAAGAUUAAUUUUCAAUAAAAAGGUUCUUCUAGUUCUUGAUGACGUGGAUGAUAUUAAGCAGUUAGAGUUCCUAGCUGCAACACAUGAGUGGUUUGGUCCUGGAAGUAGAAUCAUUAUAACCACUAGAGACGAGCAUUUGCUAUCAGGUGCAGAUGCCAAGUACAAACCUGAUUUUUUAUUUAUGAAUGAAGCAGUUGAGCUCUUUUGUAGGCAUGCUUUUGGGAAAAGUAGCCCUCCAGAAGGGUAUGAGGAGCUCUCACAUCGUGCAAUACGUUAUGCUAGUUGCCUUCCUUUAGCCUUGAAAGUUUUAGGCUCAUUCUUCCAUGGAAGACAACUAGGUGUGUGGGAAAGUGCUUUAAAUAGACUAGGAAAAACAUCAAAUGAUAAGAUUCUCGAGACACUGAAGUUAAGUUUUGAUGGGCUACAUGUUUCUGAAAAACAAAUAUUCCUAGACAUCGCAUGUUUCUACAAGGACCAAAAUGAAGAAUAUGUAACUAGAGUACUCGAUAGCUUUGGUUUUGACCCGGUGAUAGGGAUUAGUGUUCUCAUCGAAAAAUGUCUUGUAACCAUUUCAAAUAAAAAGCUAGAUAUGCAUGAUCUCAUACAGGAAAUGGGAUUUCGAAUAGUUCGCGAGAGUUCCCCAAAUAGCAGGCUAUGGCAACAUGAACAAAUCCAUGAUUUAAUCAAGGGAAACAAGAAUCUAGAAGCAAUUGAAUCCAUCAUGUCGGACAGUGAAUACCACAUUGAUGACUAUGAUGCAAAGUUGGGUUUAAGUGCUGAUGUUUUUGAAAGCAUGAAAAAUCUUCGGCUACUUGAUAUUGAUGGGAAAUUCACUUCUACCCAACCUACAUAUCUCCCUGAUGAGUUGCGAUGGCUUUGUUGGAAUGAGUACCCAUUCUUGUUUCUUCCAUUAGCAGAUAUGUGUAAGCUUGUUGGGCUGGAAAUGGCCGAAGGAAACAUUAAACAUCUAUGGGAGGGGCGAAAGAUUCUUCCGAACAUGAAAUUCAUUCACCUUGAAAGCUUGUGCAGCCUCACAUCGUUUCCAGAUGUCUCUGGGGCCCAAAAUAUUGAGAGGUUGAUUUUGUCAGAUUGUAGUAGUUUGUUGGAGGUUCAUGAGUCUCUUGGAUCUCACCAAAGGCUUGUUUACCUUGACAUGAGUGGUUGCAGGCGGCUCAAGCGUCUCCCAUCCAGGAUCAAGAUGGAAUCCUUGGAGACUUUAAUUCUUUCUGGAUGUAAGCGUCUUGAAAGAUUCCCAAAAGUCUCCCCAUGUAUGGUAAAAUUAUCACAUAUAAAUCUUUAUUCUUGUUCUGGAAUAAAAGAACUUCCAUCAUCAAUCAGAUAUUUGUCUAGCCUAAGUUUCUUGAAUCUCACAAACUGUUGGAACCUUAGGAAUAUACCAAACUCUAUUUGUGAGUUGAGGUAUCUUAAAUGCCUUCACCUUCACAACUGCGUGAAACUGAAAAAACUUCCAAAGAAGCUUGGAAGCAUGAAAAUAUUAGAAGAGCUCUGGUUAGGAUUUUCGGAUGACAUUAAAAGCAUGAAAAAACUGAAAGAGCUUCGGAUACGAUCUAUCCGUGACAUUGGGGCAUUAGUAAGGCCUAGGAAGUCUAUUGGUUUUCAUAGUUUGACAAGUUUGUCUUCCUUGAGAACCUUAAAUCUGAGUUGGAGACAAAUUGAUGAGGAUAACUUCCCCAAAAAUCUUGAUGCAUUUUCCUCGUUGGAAGAAUUAUAUUUAAGUGGCAACACUAAGAUAGUCCAGUUACCUGCAAGCAUUUUCCAUCUUUCUCGUCUUAAACGGCUAGAGAUUAAUAAGUGCAGUCAACUUCAAAGUUUGUGUGUGCUUCCGCCAAGCAUUCAAGUAUUGAAGGCAAAUGACUGUAUCUCGCUGAAAAAGAUCAGAAGUUUAUCAAAAGAGAGUGAAUGGUUGUAUAAGACAUGGCUAAUUCAUUGCCAUAAACUCCUAGAAGAUGAAGAGAAUCGUAGAUACCUUGAUGAAAUGUUGCAGAAAUCUUUUGUGGAGAAAUGUGCUGUUGUGAAUCAUCGUUUAAGUAUCACUAUUCCUGGAAGCAAUAUUCCAAGCUGGUUCAAAGAAAAAAAGGAUGGUUGCAGAGUACCACUCAAACUACCUCACAAAUGGCAUAGCCAAAUCCUUGGUUUCGUGGUAGGUGGCGUGUUUGAUGGUGAGUGGCGGUCUCAGUACUUUUUUCCUCGAAUUAUCUUUAGACUUAUAAGUGAUGGAAAUUUGAUUCCUAAGUCAGAGGUUGAUCGUAUGAAGAACACAACUAUGACAGCUGAGAAUAGGGGGAAUAUAUGGAUUACCUAUAUACCAUUGGGUUUCUUUCAGCAGAUGUAUCAUGAUCUUCAACCUGAAGAUUGGUCUCAUAUUCAAGGUAAUCUUCACAUGACUAUAAUGUUAACAAGUGGUGAACAAUCUGUAAGAUGUGGGGCACAUGUGAUCUACAAAGAAGAUUUCCAACAUAUAAGAACAAAUAUGUCAGAUUACGGAAACCUGGUGCAUGUCGAUGAUGAUAACUAUCACUCGAAUCUAAGAUAUGAUGAAAUUAUCCCUGGCAGCACUUAUGUGUAUGAAGAAAAGUCUGAUGAGAAGAGCGUGAUGCCUUUAAGAAGUAGAACAUCACAAAGGUGCAACACGAAGAGCAUUUAUGCCAGCUUUGAAACCUUAUAUGCUAUCUGAUCCUUUUGUUCCUAUGUUACCGGUUUUAUUUUUCUGCUUGCAUAAUCACGAAGAUCUUGAUGCCUCAUUUUUAGCUUUGGACUCGGCGAGUUGUAGGCCCGACUCGCCGAGUAGAGUUGGGAUUUUGAGCACGUUUAAGUUGGCGACUCGGCGAGUCCACAUUCUGGACUCGGAGAGUCCCCCCUGUCUGGAUGAAACCCUAAUUUCAAGGGUUUGCACCCUAUUUAAACCAACCUUAUGCGCCCCAAGCCCGACUCCUUUACCCUCAGAGCUCCUUAUAUCGACCUAACCCCCUUUUCUUGUGAGAUUGAAGUGUUAUGGUGUGAUUCCUUGAAGAUUUUGAGAGAAGAAGGAGAGUAGAUCAAGAGGAGAAGAAGGAGGCCAAAUAUCUUGGUGUUAUUUCAGAGAUUCAUUGAGGUAUAACUCAGUUUCCUUCCGUUUUUAUGCUUAAAGUCCCUUCGAACACCAUUAAAGUCCUUCUUGAACCAUUUUCCAAGCUUGAUUAUGGAUUAGGGAUUGUAAUGAGUUGAUUAACCUCUAGAUCUAGACUUGUUUGAGCUCCAGAAGCUCAGAUCCAUGGCCUUUAUGGGAGUAAAUCGCUUGAAUGUCUUAGAUCUACCAUUUUAGCCUUUAUUAAGCCUUAAAUCCCCAUCCUAUGCAUGUAUACACGUAAAGUUGGAAACUUUACGUGUAAAACCUACCCUAAGAGCCCAGAUCUAUGUAUGGUAUGAACUGUAUUCAAGCAGAAUCGAGUAUAUAGUAAUUGGUUGUGAACGACUCGGCGAUUCGUUCAUUGGAGUCGGCGAGUCGAGUCGCGAGUCCCCAAGUUUUCCCUUUUUUCGUGUUUGCUGAGUGGAGUUGAGAGUCAUGGGUGGACUUAGUGACUUGGAAGCCAGACUCAUCUAUGGAGGGACUCGGUGAGUCAAUUCCUUGACUCGGCGAGUCCAAGGCAAUCUUCUUACCUCAAGAACAGACUCGGCGAGUUGUUCAUACAACUCGGCGAGUCGCAGCUUAGAGUGUUCAUCGGAUGAAGAUGAACUCGACGAGUUGUUCAUGCAACUCGGCGAGUAGGAUGAAGGACUUUUGGGCAUUAGUUUAGAAGGAGAACUCGUCGAGUCAAUGCCUAACUCGACGAGUAGAGACAGGAUUAAGGACAAUCGAAUGGGUAGGGACUCGACGAGUUGGCAAGCCAACUCGGCGAGUCGGGUCAACUGGAAGUUGAAUUUGACUUGGACUUUGACCUGGUCAAGGGUAAAAUGGUCAUUUUACCCUAAGUACAGCUAGCAGUGUUUGACUGAUCGUUUUGUGGGAAUUAUAGCCGGAGGACUUCCGGAACAGCAACAGCAGCAGACAGACAGUUCCCGCACGGAUCAGCAGCUAUUUCGAGGUGAGUUACCUUCCAGUAGCGGUGGGUCUAAGGCCACAAUGCCGGCCCACCAGUAGGAGACGUAUGAUAGAUGAUUGUCUUUGUGAUAUCAUCUAGGUUUGCUACUACCUGAUAUGUUAUAUGUUAGCAUGAUAUGUUGUAUGUGAUAGUCGUAGAGUUCGGUUGUUAGGACCGAAGGGUAGUAGGACACCCCGGAUACGUCUGAUAGUAUAUGAUGAUAUGUUGCAUGCUGGCUUGUUAUGUUUUAUGCGAUAGAGGUAAUAGGAGGGGACCAGUUCCCGAGUUCGGUUGUUAGGACCGAAGGGUAGUUCAGGCACCCCAGAUAUGUAUGAUAAUCUGUUCUGAUAUGAUAUGUGAUAGUAUUAGUAGCGGGGGGUGAAAUAGUCCUCGAGGUCCGGUCGUCAGGACCGAAGGGUAGUCAGCACCCCAGAAUGGCUUGACAUGGGUAGUCAGCACCCCAGAACGGCUAGACACAGGUAGGUCGGCACCCCAGAAUGGUCGUACCGGGUAGGUCGGGCACCCCAGAAUUGCCUGGCAGUAUGUAUGUUAUGUGAUUGUAUGCUAUGUGGUACGAUGGGGGAACUCACUAAGCUUCAUGCUUACAGUUUAUAGUUUUGG